GCUGCGAACGUUACAGCAGCCGGAGAUCACUGCAGUGCAGCAGCCAACCAGCAAGCAGCUAGCCGAGGUGUCUACUCUCAGAGAAAUAUGGACGAAACGAUGAUACAAGUCAACGGCUGUCAGACUGACCCCCGCUGCAUGGGCCCAUAAACAUGUCCACAGAUGACAGUAUCUCUGAGGAUGUGUCCAGCUCGGGGGCUUUGAGCCAUUGCCAUGUCAGUGCUGACGGGGAUGUGGGUAAGGAGAGCGAGACCUCUUUGGUGUCCUCUGAGGGGACGUCAGCCUCGGGGCUGGCUGUCUCCGAGGAGAGACACACGACCUCCCAGACAACAGGAGGCACUGUGGAGAGCAGGCCCAUGGACAUCACACCAGCAUGCAACAAGAUCAGGAGUCUGUGUCUGAGCACAGAUGAAGCGUUCGAACAAGGGAAGAGCCUCCCAUUCAUCAACCCAAGCUCCCUCGAGACCCUUAGGGCCUUGGUGCAGGAGAUCCAGAGCAGCGGAGAGACCGACCCGGAGAUCUGGAAGGACUGUGAGGGCCGAUGGUUGCAUCUGUUUCAGCUGGUUGAGAAGCAAUACCAAGAGCAAAUACUCGCUCAGCAAGAACAAUACCAGUGCCAAAUACAGUUGAUUCAGGAUGAAAUUAAGGCUCUGGUUCAGCUCCAGAACCGCCAGGCCAGCGUCCAGUUCUCUCCAGCGUCAGUGACAAAAACUCCCCCACACACAAAGGACUAUAUAUUCCCCCUCAUCUCCAGUGACUGCACAGUCCCCAAAAAUGUGGCCAGUGACAAUGACAGCCUGGCAGCCCCUGCCCACACCCCGUUUAGCUCCCCGUCACCGCCGCUCCAGAGAUCAGAGACUGCCAACCAGGGGGAGGAGCGGGCGACCACGGUACUCAGCAGCGGGUACGGGACUCUGUCUGCUUGGGAAACAGGUCUGGAACCUGCUGGGUCUCUGGGGGACGAUGAGGAAGGUGGUCAAGAGAGGGAGAAGGAUCACUGGGCCCCGAACUUCCAGGAGGACACAGAGAUGACUGUGAUUGGGUGCCAGCAGGAUUCUUCUCACGAGAGGACUCUCAGAGUGCAUGGACCCAACCCAUUAAUCUACCAGCAGAGAAACUCUGGCACCAGCCAGCUUUUGACCUCGUGGGCACAGAUGCAGAAACUCAGGCCCAAGAAGAGCAAAGCAGGACAAGCUUCAUCCCAAACCCCCGAGCACCAAGAGCAGCCACGCAACCUCAGAGAACCCCACAAACAAAUCCCCCCCGAGAGCUCAGACCUCCAGGACCAGCAGCGAGCGGCCGGGCCGUCGUCCAGCUCUUUCCCCCUGAGGAGGAGUGACAGCCUGAUGUCUGAGGCAUCAGGCCUCACUUAUUGGCGUCUGAAUGAGAGUGAACUGUACCACCCCCUGCCGGACAGCUUCGACAGUGGCGCCUACCUCCUUCUGCAAGAGGCAUCCAUGAGUCUGGAGCCUCGGCUGUCCCUCAAAGAGAUCUACCAGAACAAGCAGAGAACAGACUGUAAGCGUUCAGACUGGGAAAGCUCUGUCACAUCCAGUCCUUCGUCACCACAGAUGCUGACCUUGGACCCAGCAGCGAACCAGCGUCAGUCUGAUCGUACCUCUGGCUUCACUUCGCCCUCUCACUUCAGCAGUCCUUCAUUCGCCGCACCUCAGCCCCACCUGUACCCCAGAGUAGGGACCCCUUUGACCCCCGACAGCAUGGUGGAGUGCAGUCCCAACCCUGGAGACACUGACUGCAUCUCUGAUACCUCCAGUGUCUCAGCUGCCGGGCCUUCCCCGUCUAAGGUGCAGAGCUCGUGGGGAAACCAGGCAGCAGCAGCAGCGUUUACCUCCCAGGAUAAAACUCAGCCCUGCUCCCACACAUCCAGCCAGCAACGCAGAGCCAGUGCCCCCUUAGCCAGUGAGGAGGAGGGCAGUCACACCCACACCAGCACCCUGAAGCCUUGCUCAGCCUCUGGUGCUUCGCUGCGGCCUGCAGUCAGUCCAAACAUGGAGAGAGCUUCAUCACUAGAGGACCCUGUCGUUCUUUCUCUACUGCGGCAGAACCUGAGAGAGAAGCACUCUCGACAUGUGGCUGAUCUGAAAGCGUAUUACGAGUCUGAGAUCCAAAUCCUGCGAGACAAACUGAAACUCAGAGAUUUGCCUCAGGAUUUAGAAAAGAGCAACCAGGUCCUCACAGAGAGGUGUAAGCACCUGGAGAAAGCUCUGGCUGAGGCUACCAGUCGCAUUCAAGAACUAGAGGCAACAAAUGGCUUACUGGAGAAAAAACUGGCAGAAUGGCCGGAGCGGUAUGCCGUAGCAGGUGCUACUGUGAAAUCCUUGCAGCAGCGCCUAGAAGAAAGCAAACGCUCGGGCAAAGAGAAGGACGCCUCGGCAGCACGUUUGAAGUCCCACAUACGGCAGCUGGAGGAGUCGGUGCAGAAAGCCUGCAGGGAGGCCGACGAGAGUGAGGCGAAGAGGGAGAGGGAGUACAAGAUGCUGCAAGAUCUGCUCGGAGAAUAUGACUCUCUGCUGAAGGAGCACGAGGGCCUGAAGAACAACGUGGUGUCAACAGAGAACAAGCUUGUCGAUGCAAAUGAUCAGAUAUUGGACCUGAAGAGAAUAAUCUCCAAACUGGAGUCUCAGGUGAAGCAGCUGGAGCAUGAGAACCAGGCCAGGGCGCGUUAUUCUUCCCACAGUAACACACAACCUUCCGGGGCUGGUCUUUUCCACCAUCCCGACCUGCUGCUGUCGCCCAGUAAAGGCAAAGUAGAGCCUGACGUCACCCGCAGGAAGUCCCCUUGUCCUCCAUCUGACCAGCUGAACAGCGGCAGAAAAUCCCCAUUCCCUCAAACCAACCAGUCGAGUCUCCACAAGAAGUCCCAGUAUUCAUCAAAUGAUAAGUCAUCAGGAACUGGGAGCUCUGUGGACACGUCUUCAGCUGGUGGGAGCUGGAGGUGUGCGUCUCCACCAGAGUGUGAACAGUCUCUGCCUCAGCACAGGCACCAGGAGCAGAGCCAGCGGGAGGCCGCUCGUAGAGACGGGUCCUGUUCCCUGACGCCCAUGAUGAGGGCCCUGAUAGAGCUGGAGGAGACCAGAGCCACAGAGAGCCGGGCCCCCUGUAAGAACAGCCCCACCACCCACAGGGUCGGCAAUCAGAGGACCACGGUCGGGUUUGUGGAGCGGAAACACAAAGAGGUGAUUCAGGAGCGAGCAGGGCUGCAGGCGGACAGGGAGGCGGUUAAACAUGGAGGAGUCGUCAUGGCACGAGCUGAGCGAGGAGGUGGAGGAGGAGGAGGAGGAGGAGGAGGAGUGAAAAAAGCUGCAGCUCUGCUGAGAGCUCAGAGGAGUUUGUCUCCAGAGGGCCACAGAUCCUCCUCACUGCCUCCUCCAGAACAUCGAAACAGACCCACUACGACACCCACAAAGAGAGGAACUUUAAUCAUGCCCAUGUCUGCAAAGUCCAGUCCGAAACGCUGCCCCACUGAGAACUACUCCACCGCUUUUGGUCACAUGAUGCCCAGAGAGGAACACCUGCACAAAAGGAUCGAUGGACAAGUUGACCAGAGGCGUCAUUCAUUCCACAGCAGCAGUCCCAGGAAGAAACUCCAAUUUACGUCCGCAGACAGAGAAGAUGACCUCCAGCAGCCAGAGUCCACGGGCAGUGUGAACCCUCUGGAGGGAAACUCCCAGCUGGGCUGGGAGGAGCAGGGAGCCUGCAGUGGAGGUGAGCUGCAGGACUCGUGUGAGGACUCGGCUCCACUUCUCCUGGACAGACUCCACUCGCUGGCUGAAGCCGAGAAACUGUUUGACGAGCUGACGCAGGAGAAACUGCAGAUUGAGGCAGCUUUGAGCCGGAUGCCUGGAGCAGGCGGCAGAGUGACUCUACAGACCAGGUUAGAUGAGGUGGCCUUAGAGAAUCGUCUGGAGAGACUGAAUCGUGAGCUGGGAUCCAUCCGCAUGACCCUGAAGAGAUUCCACGUCCUCCGCUCCUCUGCCAACAUAUAGCAAUGUCUGUCUUUUUACAUCACAGUGUAGAUGCUACAACUUUAGUGUCUUGGUUUUAUACACUGCACUGAUUGUCUCUCUGUGCCAUGAGUCCAUCUGUACAGUAACUCAUCUUUUUAUACGUAUUACUCUGGGAUAUUUUUUAUAUGUCUGAAAGAUAUUGCAAUUUUAUGAGUCUAUUUUUAGAAAUACACAGAUUUGUAAAGUCAUUUACUUUUUUAGUCACAGAAAUAUUAAUAUGAUAUGUUUUACUCGCCAUAUUCAGGUGUAGAUUUUUAAAAUCUGCUAUGUGAAUGAUCAAAAAGAAUUUCCAGCAGAGACAUUCAUCCACUUGGGAAAUAUCACUGCCAUUUUUGUUCAUGUGUUGAUGGAUAUUUUUUUAACAUGACUUCAAAUGUAUUUAUUUUAUGUUUUUAUAUGUAUUUUACACUUUUAUUUCUUUCACAAAUGUUUUUUUUGUAUUUGUUUUGGGCCAAAUUUAUCGAACUUGAAGGAAAUGUUUGUUUACUUGAAUCAAAUCGCCUUUUUUCCUUCGUUUACUUUCCAUUACUGCUCGUCACUUUCUUUGCUUUACGUUCCAUAUUCGCUAACAGGACUGGACGCUCCGGAUCAGAGCCACUUGUAAAAUCCAAACCAGCACACUUUUUCAGCAAACACACACAUUUUCAAACAGCCGGUUGUUUCUCCUUCAGCAAUGCUUGUGCAUGGAAUUUCUUGCACUGCUUUCUUUUGCCAUGCAGUUUUACUACCAGACAUGAUCUUCACUGGAACUAUAAUGUUGUUGUUGCACAAUAAAUGAAGCUUUUUUUU
Epinephelus moara (kelp grouper) is the source of this 4817-nucleotide messenger RNA. RefSeq names its product M-phase phosphoprotein 9. The record is from RefSeq and is a predicted model, not a curated record. The transcript is spliced from 25 exons. Gene Ontology annotation, cellular component: centriole. NCBI's taxonomy places the organism in Eukaryota, Metazoa, Chordata, Actinopteri, Perciformes, Serranidae. Bases 153 to 4007 code for a protein of 1284 amino acids.